AUGUUGAGAGGUUUACGUUCAUCUUCAUUGAAACGUGGUUUGGCUACCGCCGCCGAUGCUGCCACUCCUAACAGAGUCCACGGCGGCUUGAAGGAUCAAGACCGUAUUUUCCAAAACGUCUACGGCAAGUACGGUAAGGACCUCAAGAACGCCCAGAGAAUGGGUGACUGGUACAAGACCAAAGAAAUCAUCUUGAAGGGUGACACCUGGAUCAUCAACGAAAUGAAAAAGUCUGGCUUGAGAGGCAGAGGUGGUGCAGGUUUCCCAUCCGGUCUCAAGUGGUCCUUCAUGAACCCACCAGGCUGGGAAAAGAACCCUGGCCCGCGUUACUUGGUGGUCAAUGCCGAUGAGGGUGAGCCGGGUACCUGUAAGGAUCGUGAAAUCAUCAGAAAGGACCCCCACAAGUUGGUUGAAGGUUGUUUGUUGGCCGGUAGAGCCAUGAAUGCUACUGCCGGUUACAUCUACAUCAGAGGUGAAUUCUACAACGAAACCGUUGACUUGCAAAACGCCAUCAACGAGGCUUACGCCGCCGGGUUGUUGGGUAAGGACGCUUGUGGCUCCGGCUACAGCUUUGACUUGUACAUCCACCGUGGUAUGGGUGCCUACAUCUGUGGCGAGGAAACCGCCUUGAUUGAGUCCAUCGAAGGUAAGGCCGGUAAGCCAAGAUUAAAGCCGCCUUUCCCGGCUGGUGUUGGUUUGUUCGGUAGGCCAACCACCGUCACCAACGUCGAAACCGUUGCUGUUGCGCCGACCAUCUUGAGAAGAGGUGGGGAGUGGUUCGCCUCUUUCGGUAGAGAGAGAAACGCCGGUACCAAGUUAUUCUGUAUCUCCGGCCACGUUAACGAGCCAUGUACCGUCGAAGAAGAGAUGUCCAUUCCCUUGAAGGAGUUGUUGGAGAAGCACUGUGGCGGUGUCAGAGGUGGCUGGGACAACCUUUUGGGUGUUAUUCCAGGUGGUUCCUCCGUUCCCGUCAUGACAAAGGCCACCUGUGACAACAUCUUGAUGGACUUUGAUGCCUUGAAGGACGUCGGUUCCGGUUUGGGGACUGCCGCCGUCAUUGUCAUGGACAAAUCUACUGACAUGAUCCGCUCCAUCCAGAGAUUGUCUUCUUUCUACAAGCACGAAUCCUGUGGUCAAUGUACGCCAUGCCGUGAAGGGACCACCUACUUGCAGAGAAUGAUGGACCGUUUCUACACCGGCCAGGCCACCGUUCGUGAGAUCGAUAUGAUGUACGAGUUAACCAAGGAGAUCGAAGGUCAGACCAUUUGUGCCUUGGGUGACGCUGCUGCUUGGCCAGUCCAGGGCUUGAUUAAGUCUUUCCGUCCGGAAAUGGAAGCCAGAAUCAAGCACUUUGAAGAACAGUUGGGCGAACCAGUUUCCUAUGGUGGCUGGACCAAGGGAGGUAAGGUCUUGGAUGGUAAGGCCGUUGGUGUUCCUCACGUCGGUGGUCACCACUAAAUUCAUCCCCCUUCACCCUUUUUCCAAAGGCGGGCCUUUUAGCGACAUGCCGAAUUGCCUGUGCCACCCUUCAAAAGCAAUUGCUCGUGCGAGCCAUUGUUUUAGCAUAUUACACAUCUAAAUUAUUCACUUUUAUUUAAAAGUCCCUCG
This is a messenger RNA of Babjeviella inositovora NRRL Y-12698, 1608 nucleotides long. RefSeq names its product Ndh51p (gene NDH51). Bases 1 to 1458 code for a protein of 485 amino acids. NCBI's taxonomy places the organism in Eukaryota, Fungi, Ascomycota, Pichiomycetes, Serinales. The record is from RefSeq and is a predicted model, not a curated record. The transcript has a single exon. Gene Ontology annotation, molecular function: FMN binding; NAD binding; 4 iron, 4 sulfur cluster binding.